UCUGCCGCCAGACUCUACUGCUGGAGAUCUCAACACACACAUGCUAAUCGCUACCAAAACUCAGUCAGUCUGGAGUUUCUCGACGCGGAAUGACGAGACUUUUAAAAACCUGACUGGGGGUAACAGUCAGGUGUUCACAUGAACAGUAAAGCGUGUUUAUCUGUUAAGAGUUGACUUUGAAGUGGACUUUGAGUGAGUUGUUGUUGAUAUGUCGGGACUGGAGAGAGACUGAUCCCUGACCCGCUGUUAUGACAACAAACCUGCAGCGAAAAUGAAGUGCUUGAACUAUUUUAAUGACUCCUUUUUCAGGUUCUGGUCUGCUGGACCAAGCAGUUCCGCUCCAUUCUUCCCAACCUUCUAAACCACAGCAUCAACAGAGCCACGAUGCUCUGUGUUCCCAGAAACUGAGCUCCACGCGACCCAAACCAACUACCCAGAAAAGGCCCUGGAAACUUGAGAGCCAAAAACCGAAAGGCAAUUCUUUGGACAAAAUAGAUUUUCCAUUUCCCUGGCCUUCUACAUCCAUAACCGGACAGAAUACUGAAGUCGAUGGUCUGUUAUUUUGAUGACGAUUGUUGGAGAGAUACGGAUAUCUGGUAUCUUGUGGUUCCUACAGUCAUCUGAUUGUCAGUUACACUGACUGAAGUACGUUAUACCAGAAGAGAGAAUACUGGGAUAGGUUCAUGUGGCAGUCUCGUCACUGUAUGGAGUUGUAAGGGAGGAGUAGGACUCUUGUGGAACACUGGUGGAGUUCUGGCUGGUAGGAGAAUAUGGGAAAAGAGCAGGAUCUUCUGCAAGCGGUCAAGAAUGGAGAUCUAGCCACGACACAGAAACUGUUGACCAAGGUCAAAGCCAGCAGAAGCAAGUUACUGGGCUCCACCAAAAGACUGAACAUUAACUAUCAGGAUCCAGAUGGGUUUUCAGCGCUACAUCAUGCUGCUCUCACAGGCACUACAGAGUUGCUCUCUCUCCUGUUGGAGGCUCAGGCCAUCGUUGACAUCAAGGACAGUAACGGCAUGCGGCCGCUGCAUUACGCAGCAUGGCAGGGUAAAGCCGACUCAGUACUCAUGCUGCUGCGAACAGGUGCUGCUGUUAACGGCACGUCUCACGAUGGGCAGAUUCCACUGCACUUGGCUGCUCAGUAUGGACACUAUGACGUGUCUGAGAUGUUGUUACAGCACCAGUCGAACCCGUGCAUGCUGAAUAAGGCUAAGAAGACUCCUCUGGAUCUGGCCUGUGAGUUUGGCCGGGUGAAGGUGGCUCAGUUGUUGUUGAACAGUAAUAUGGUUGCGUCUCUGUUAGAGGGCGAUAGGAAAGAUGGGUCUGACUUGAACUGUAACACUCCUCUACACCUCGCCGCACGCAACGGACACAAGGAUGUCAUCAGUCUUCUUCUGAAAGCAGGUAUUGACAUCAACAGAAGCACUAAAUCUGGCACAGCUCUGCAUGAGGCCGCCCUCUAUGGGAAGACAGAGGUAGUGCGGCUGCUCCUGGACGCUGGGAUUGAUGUGAAUAUCCGUAACACUUACAAUCAAACAGCCCUGGACAUUGUCAACCAGUUUACCGCAUGCCACGCCAGCAAAGACAUCAAGCAGCUCUUACGAGAUGCUACUGGAGUUCUUCAGGUGAGAGCUCUGAAAGACUUCUGGAAUCUUCACGACCCCACAGCCCUCACCAUACGUGCUGGUGAUGUCAUCACGGUGAUAGAGCAGCACAUGGACGGACGCUGGAAAGGCCACAUCCAUGACACCCAGAAAGGAACAGACAGAGUCGGCUACUUCCCUCCCUCCAUAGUGGAGGUCAUCAGCCGACGAUCAGGGGGCACCCUAUUACGACAUGCCUCACUGCCCUCCCAAAGGCAGCAGCUGCUCUCCAGAUCCACCCUCAGCCCCAGUUUGAGUCUGAGCUGUGGUGUUGCCCCUCAAACUGAGGACUCCUUCACUCUGUACACCUCUAACCCCCACCUGGUGCUCCCCCACGCCAACGGUCUAAACACCAACCCAGGUGGGCCUCCCAGAAGUUUGUCCCAGCACAAAACCCCCAGCAUGGAGGACAUCUGGGUUUUGCGGAACUCCUGCGCUGCUGGAGACAGGAACAGUGUGGGCAGCACUGGUAGUGUGGGCAGCACCCGCAGUGCAGGCAGUGGGCAGAGCACAGAGAGCAACAGCGCCCCCAACGGAGCACACCAGCACACCGCACACCCUGACACCAGCAAGACAGCACCAUCUGCUGGGGAUUUACUACAGCCAGAUCAUAACAAACAUGUGGACACACCCACAGGUGUUCCUCACAGACCUGUGUUGCCCACACAGAGGGCUGGAGAGCCGGGCUUCUCUCAGCAGUUUGUGCGUCCUCAACAGCUACUAGAGGGCAAGGAUGCUGAGGCUAUCUAUCAGUGGUUGAGUGAGUUUCAGUUGGAGCAGUACACUGCAAACUUUUUGAACGCCGGCUAUGAUGUGCCCACCAUCAGCAGAAUGACCCCAGAGGAUCUCACAGCUAUCGGUGUGACUAAACCAGGCCAUCGUAAAAAGAUCUCCCUGGAGAUAGGAAACCUUAGCAUUCCGGAAUGGCUUCCAGAGUACAUACCACAGGAUCUCGGGGAGUGGUUGAGUGCUCUAGGGCUGCCUCAGUAUCAUAAGAAACUGGCUGAGAAUGGCUAUGACUCCAUAAACAUUGUCCGAGACCUCACGUGGGAAGACCUGCAGGAGAUUGGCAUCACCAAACUAGGCCAUCAGAAGAAGAUGAUGCUUGCAGUGAAGAAGUUGCGUGAUAUUCAUAAGGCCAUCCUGCAGGCUGAGUUAGAGCAGGGCACACUGCAUCGCAAAACCCCUGGUGCCCUGGACCUGCUCACUAUUGAGCCGCCCUCUGAGGAUGGUAACCUCCUGUCACCUCACACACCCAAGAUGCUCACUUUCCAGGAUAGUGAGUUGAGUACUGAACUACAGAGCGCGAUGUCCACCCCCUACAGUGGUUGUCACGAGGAACUGGCCAUCAAAAACUCGAAAGGUAUGUCCAUCAGUCAGGAGAGCAUUGACACGCGGUCUCUGGGGUCCGGACGCUCCCAGGAGCCUCCCAACACUCCCUCAUCCUCUUCUUCAUCCGCCACCCCUUACAGCCACUCCCGUGAGAGCUUAACAAGUGCAGACAGCAGCCCUGCUAAAGAGCGGAACAUUCCAGAAGGCCGCGACCAGGUCACGCGUCCUCAGCUACCACAGCAGCUGCCGUUCAGUGCAUCCACAGGCUUUAAAUACCCAGUGCUGCCUAUCAAACCCAAACUGGGCUCUGCACCUUCUCCGCAAGUCUCCCCUGCUCAAAAAACCCUCAAUUAUCCACGUUCGCACUGUAAUAGUGCCACGCUCAACCGCUACUCUACUAGCUUGACUAAGAAGCGCUCACAGAGUCUGACCCGCUAUGCUUUGUCAGACGGUGAGCCUGAUGAAGAAGACGAUGAAGAGGCAGCUCAGCUAGCCAGUAUUGCUAUGCCUUCUUACGCCACAUUGAGCCGCAAGCCUGCCCGUGGCCAGUUGGCACGCCUUCAGUCUGCUCAGGAGCAGUCCAUUGGCCGAAGCCAGUCUUUUGGCAUUAGAGCUCAACGUAAAGGUCCUCCCCCACCACCACCGAAACGCCUUAGCUCAGUCAGCAGCAGCACUAGUGUCGAAACUGUCUUGGACGUGCCAGUGCCACCUACUGGAAGAGUGGAGAGUGACAGCUCUGGCACUAUAAAGAGCAUUGGAGCUGUGUUAGAAACUGUUCUACCUGCCCCUAAAGUGGAUUUCCUUCAGGAGAGCACAUCAUUUGUCUCUGGUUCCAAUGAAGGGUCUAGACAGAGAGCUUUGAGUCAGAGCAAGUCCAGCCAAGCCCUGCAAGCCACUCCAGAUACUGAUAGAGCAACAAAGUCUGACUCGGAAGAGGAUGAUGGGACCAAGGAUUUGGGUCUGGAGAGCUCUUCCUCACCACAGAACAGCUCCAGCGAGUGCAUCCCCUUUGCAGAAGAAGGCAACCUCACCAUCAAACAAAGACCUAAAGUUGGCGGCCCUCUCAAGGCUGAGAGCACUUUGGAGUCUCCGGACAAAGUCAAAUCAGCCAAAGCCCCUGAAGUUCCAGAGUUCAACCUAAAAGAGUCAGACACUGUAAAAAGAAGGCAGAAGCCAAAAGACAAGGAGCUGUCAAACACGGCAUCCGACAGUAAUGCGGACAACCCAACAAUUACUGAGCAAAUUCAGACUCAGGACACAGUGAAACUCCGUAUCAGUGAAUCAGAGAUGAGUCUUCCAUGUGUUGAGCCUUUAGCAAAACCAGUGAAAGCACCGCCACCUCUUGCCCCCAAACCUCCCAGUCCCCUGAAUCCAACACGGCAUGCCUUGAAAUCCCAUCCUGUAACUACAAACACAGCAGUUGGCUCUGGCCUGACUCUGAAUGUUGUUCAGAGUGUGGCCUUUGUGGCUCCUCAAUCUCCUGUCCAAUACUCCCCAUCACCAGAGAGAACCUCCAGAGCAGCAAAGACUCAUUUUGAUGGAGGUCAGGGGUCGAUUAUGGUGCAGCAGAGGCUGGAGAAGACCAGUUCAUCUCUAGAGGAGGCACUGAAAGCUGUGGAGAGAAAACUAACUCUGGAGAACCACACUGAGGGUGUUUCUCACGUGGCAAACUCUGCAGGGAACAUUCUGGAUGACAUUGGGAACAUGUUUGAUGAUCUGGCCGAUCAGCUGGAUGCUAUGCUGGAUUGAUCGUCCUCUCUCUUGCAUUGAGCUGUGGAUUAUUCAUUCAUAUCAUGGACCAGAUCCAGAGCGAAACAUUUUCUUCUGCCUUUAUAACAAAUGGAGACCAGAGGAGAACUCUUGAACUCGCAAAGAACCUCCAUUGACCUCCAUUUUUGAGGACCACACAGACAUUUGUGAAAGUCCAUAAUCUUCUGACUAAUCUCAGUCUAGGUUUCAUCUGUACUUGUUAUUCUUAUUCCACUGUAUAAUCAACCAAUACACAGUACUGUGCAAAAGUUUUUGGCACAUAAGAUGUUUCACUAAAGCAUUUGUCUUAAGAUGGUUAUUUAUAUCUUCAUCUUUAGUGUUUCAAUAGGAAAUAUACAUGUUAGACUCCCAAACAUUACUUUUGCCAAUAGAAAAGAUUAGAUUAGAAGAACAGGGAGCCCUCUAACAGAUGUCAUGUUCCCCACAGAACCCCCCACUGAACAUCAGGUCAGUCUGAGAUUACAUGAAGAGACAGAAGCAAUCGAGACAGACUAAAUAGAUGAAGAACUGUGGAGAAUUCUCCAAGAAGCUUGAAACAUCCUAUCUGCCAACAACCAAGUACAACUGUAUCCAGGUGUAUCUAGGAGAAUUGGGGCUGUUUUGAAGGCAAAGGUGGUCCCACCGAAUAUUGAUUGCGCUUUUUUAUGUUUACUGGACUUUGUAUGAUGUUAAUUGAUAAAUGAAAACUAUUUAUGCCAUUAUUUUUUUAAGAAAUCCUCACUUUGAAUGUUUUUCACAAGUGCCUAAAACUUUUGCCCAGUACUGUAUAUAUUUGUUUAUGCAUUUCGUUCUGUCCUGUCAUUAUUUGUCUUUCUGGGGCUGAACUGUGGACUUUACUGAGCAUGACCCAAUGAACUUUACAUAAUGACCACAAAUGUUGCCAGUGGUCCCAGAUGAAAGUGAUGCACUUAGGGUAGUCAUUCCUAAAGCAAUAUACAUUUCAAAACACUACACCAUUUCAAACAUGAAAUCUUUGGAAAGAAUAAAAGAAUAGUUCGACAGAAAAAAAUACCAGCAUAUUGGUUUGGAAAGACAUGAGGGUGAGUGAACUAUUUCUUUAACAUAUCUGUACAUUUCAAAGCAUUUUAGCUCUAAAAACAAUUGUACUUUAUUUUAUAUGUAGUACAAGAAGCUUUUUUCCAUUUCAGGUGGUAAAUAGCCUUCAGGUUUAGAACUACAUUCAUAGUAGAUAUUUUCCUCCUGAAGAAAUUGCAAAUGAUCAGGGUAUGAAACAUGACUGGCAUUUAUUUUUGUAUUAUGCUCUAGUCACAUAAAGUCGUUUUCAUUCAAAGAUGGUGUAUUCUCUUUAAAACAAAACGACUUUAUGUGACUAGAGCAGCGUCAAUGUACAGCAAGCAAUUCAGGUUAAAGUUGAUCGUAAACACUAUGAACGUCUUUAAACUUAUUUUAGUCAAAAUAGUAUUUAAACUUUAUCAAAAAAUGUACACUUAAGGUAUAUUUGAUUGGGAAGCAAACCUAUUUGUUGCACCAAAGUAUAUAUAUAUAUAUUAUUAUUAUUAUUAUUUUUUUUUUCUAUUCAAUUGUUGGUAUAUCUGUAUUUCUAACAGAAUGAUCUUGCCGCUAAUCUAAUGUAAGUUACCCCAGUGACAUUUCCCCUUUGCACAUCAAGUGAUAUAUAUGUAUAAUUAUUGUCAUUUGUUGUUUUCACAUUAGGGUUGUUUUGACAUUUCUUAAGUUUUAGGACAUCCAGUAACUUACAGUACGUUACCGCUAUAAACGUAAAGUGAUAUUCUUAAGAUCAUACUGCAAGUUUGCAUUCGUAUGGUUAUUCAGUACGUCUAUCACACACAGAGCCGGUACCUCUGCUUUAGUAAUGAAAUUCAAAUUGCUCAUUGUUCUCUGACUAGAUCCUUACAAGAUCGUGUCUCUUGUUAGUAAGAACAAAUGGAAUUGGUUUCUAUGUUGUAUUUCUCUGCAUUUUCUUUCCUUUUUUAAUAAUUUGUUCAUGUUUUCCAUUAAAUGAAUUAAACUAUAUUGUCAUUAUUUUUUGUUGUUGUUCUGCCCAUUUCCUUGACAUUUCAGCAUUUAAAAAAGAGAGACCUCUAUGCUUGGUUAGCCUAGCAGCCAGUGCAACUGAUCACAAUGUAUAGUCAGGACAUUAAUAACAUGAAAAAUGUAUAUUACAUUUUGAACUACUUCAGCGAUUUCUCAUCAAUAAAUCCUCCACGUGCAGCA
This is a messenger RNA of Xyrauchen texanus (razorback sucker), 6941 nucleotides long. Its product is annotated as caskin-2-like. Lineage: Eukaryota; Metazoa; Chordata; Actinopteri; Cypriniformes; Catostomidae. The transcript is spliced from 22 exons. The record is from RefSeq and is a predicted model, not a curated record. Bases 771 to 4724 code for a protein of 1317 amino acids. Gene Ontology annotation, molecular function: protein binding.